AUGAACGAUACGACCUACUUGCUUGACGACGCCCUUAGCCAUCUUGCUAAGAUAGCCGAUAUUCAAAAGCAAAUGGACGAUCGGGCCGCCUGGGAUGCGCGACCGGUGGCGGAGCGACAAGAGCAGGAAAAGCUCUUGCGCCAGUACGAGGGUCAAGUGAGAGGCGACCUGGAUCUCGGCACGGAGUCGCUGAGGUUGUUGAAGCUGUUUGCCGGCGAAGCACAAGAACCGUUUUUGACGCCUGAGAUUGUCGAUCGGCUGGCGGCGAUGCUCGACAUGAACCUCAGCAUGCUCGCCGGUCCCAGGUGUCAGGAGCUCAAGGUGCGCGAACCGGAGAAGCUCAACUUCCGGCCCAAAGAAUUGCUUUCGGACGUGCUGGCGAUCUUCCUCGAACUCGGGCCAAGAAGCGAAUUUCAAUACGCAGUGGCCAAGGAUGGGCGGAGUUACUCCAAGGACCUCUUCGAUCGAGCCAUGAGGAUUGCGAGGAAGACGGCGAUCAAGACCGAUGUGGAGCUGCGAGAGAUCGUUCAGCUCGUCGAGAAAGUCGAAGUCAUCAAAGCGGCGGAGGAGGAGGACGAUGCGAUGGGCGAAAUACCCGAUGAUUUCCUUGGUCAGUCGAAUGGGAUUUGGCCACGAUCGAGAACCGAUCCUGACGAUGUGCAUUCCAAUUGGCGUGGGCAGAUCCUCUUACGUAUGAGAUCAUGCGUGAUCCUGUGCGCUUGCCAUCAUCGAAGACAGUUGUCGAUCGCAGUACGAUCAAGCAGCAUUACCUCUCGGAUGCGACCGAUCCAUUUAAUCGUGUUCCUCUCAGGUGGGAAGAUAUCGUCGAUGCUGCGGACGUGAAGGAACAAAUUGAGGCCUUUUUGGCGGAGCGCAAGGCGAAGCGUCUAGCGGCGAAAGGGGCUAGUGAAUGA
Microbotryum saponariae is the source of this 914-nucleotide messenger RNA. The record is from the annotation of a GenBank genome assembly. NCBI's taxonomy places the organism in Eukaryota, Fungi, Basidiomycota, Microbotryomycetes, Microbotryales, Microbotryaceae.